Molecule: messenger RNA, 4772 nt
Organism: Brassica napus (rape)
Lineage: Eukaryota; Viridiplantae; Streptophyta; Magnoliopsida; Brassicales; Brassicaceae
Product: ABC transporter G family member 35-like
Exons: 8
Coding region: 200-4594 (1464 amino acids)
Cellular component (GO): membrane
Molecular function (GO): ABC-type transporter activity; ATP hydrolysis activity; ATP binding
Source: RefSeq, a predicted model, not a curated record
CUGUUUCGUUGCUAUUUAACAUUCGAAUUGUUGCAGGAGGAACCAACAGUCUUCUUCUUCUUCUUCUUCUGUUUUUCUCAUCUCUUUCUAUUACAGUCACAACCAGACUAUAGUCUAAAAAAAAGAAUAAGAUUUUACCAAAAAAAAAAAAAAAGAAGAAGAAAUAUCUAAGAAUCAAGAACAUAGAGAUUCAUCCAAGAUGGAUUACGAUCCAGGUCAAGCAAUGAGCAGAGGAGGUAGCAUGCGGAAAAGCAUAAGCCGUAGCGUAAGCAGAGCAAGCAGAAACCUCGAAGACAUAUUCUCACCGAGCGCAAGAAGAACCAAGUCAACCAACGAAGACGAAGAAGCUCUCAAAUGGGCAGCCAUCGAGAAACUCCCGACAUACAGCCGUCUCCGGACAAGCCUCAUGCCCGCGCUAGGAGAAGACGACAUCUACGGUAACCAAAUCCUCAACAAAGAAGUCGACGUCACCAAGCUCGACGGCGAAGAACGUGCCAAAUUCAUCGACAUGGUCUUCAAAGUCGCGGAACAGGACAACGAACGGAUCUUAACGAAGCUAAGGAACAGGAUCGAUAGAGUUGGGAUAACACUUCCGACAGUGGAAGUGAGGUACGAAAAUUUGAAUGUGAAAGCUGACUGUUACACGGGUGAUAGAUCUCUUCCUUCGCUUACUAACACGGUGAGGAACAUGGGGGAGUCUCUUCUUGGCUUGGUCGGGAUCAAUCUCGCCAAGAAAGCGCAGCUUACGAUUCUUAAAGAAGUUUCUGGGAUUGUUAAGCCUUCGAGGAUGACACUUUUGCUAGGCCCUCCUUCCUCGGGGAAGACAACGCUUUUGUUGGCUCUUGCUGGGAAACUCGACAAGUCUCUUGACAUCUCAGGGGAAGUAACUUACAAUGGUUACCGCCUCAACGAGUUUGUUCCCAUCAAAACAUCUGCUUACAUUAGCCAGAACGAUCUUCAUGUCGGUAUCAUGACCGUUAAGGAGACUCUUGACUUCUCUGCUCGGUGUCAAGGCGUUGGUACCCGUUACGAUCUAUUAAACGAGCUGGCGAGGAGAGAAAAGGACGCUGGUAUUUUUCCGGAAGCUGAUGUUGACUUGUUCAUGAAGGCAUCUGCUGCUCAAGGAGUCAAGAGUAGUCUCAUCACUGACUACACUCUCAAAAUUCUAGGGCUUGACAUAUGCAAGGACACUAUAGUAGGAGAUGACAUGAUGAGAGGUAUCUCAGGAGGUCAGAAGAAGCGUGUGACAACAGGGGAGAUGAUCGUCGGACCAACUAAGACGCUGUUCAUGGAUGAGAUAUCCACAGGGCUUGACAGCUCCACAACUUUUCAAAUCGUGAAAUGCUUGCAACAGAUCGUUCACCUCACUGAAGCCACUGUGGUCAUUUCCCUUCUGCAGCCUGCUCCUGAGACGUUUGAUUUAUUCGAUGAUAUAAUCUUAUUGUCCGAAGGACAGAUUGUGUACCAGGGACCUAGAGACCACAUUGUUGAGUUCUUUGAGAGCUUUGGCUUCAAGUGUCCUGAAAGAAAAGGAACUGCUGAUUUCUUACAAGAGGUUACCUCUAAGAAAGAUCAAGAGCAGUACUGGGUGGAUCAGACCAAACCAUACAGAUACAUUCCAGUGCCGGAAUUCGCCAGCAAAUUCAAGACGUUCCAUGUUGGUAACAAACUCUCCAACGAGCUAUCAGUACCGUUUGACAAAUCCAAAGGACACAAAGCAGCUCUAGUGUUUGACAAGUACUCAGUGAAGAAGUCUGAGCUUCUCAAAACCUGUUGGGACAAGGAGUGGAUGCUCAUGAAGCGAAACUCCUUCUUCUACGUCUUCAAAACAGUUUCAAUCAUCAUAAUCGCUGCGAUCUUGUCUAGUGUUUUCCUCAGAACAGAGAUGAACACAAGGAACGAGGCUGACGCGAACAUGUACAUGGGUGCACUUCUGUUCGGUUUGAUUAUGAACAUGUUCAACGGUCUUGCGGAGAUGGCUAUGACGAUACAGAGACUUCCCGUGUUCUACAAGCAAAGAGAUCUUUUGUUUCAUCCACCUUGGGCAUACACGCUUCCUACUUUCUUGCUAGGGAUCCCAAUCUCAAUCUUUGAGACAACUGCAUGGAUGGUUGUGACGUAUUACUCCAUAGGACUUGCACCAGAGGCAGAACGGUUCUUCAAACAGUUCCUCAUCAUAUUUCUAGUCCAACAAAUGGCUGCAGGGAUAUUCAGGUUUAUUGCAUCUAUCUGUAGAACCAUGACCAUAGCUAACACAGGUGGUAUGCUCGCUCUACUAGUCGUGUUCUUAACCGGAGGGUUCCUUCUUCCUCGCCGUGAGAUCCCGGUUUGGUGGAGGUGGGCUUUUUGGGCUUCUCCACUUUCAUACGGUUUCAAUGCCAUAAGCGUCAAUGAACUGUUUGCUCCUAGAUGGAUGAAUAAAAUGUCUUCCGACAACACGACGAGGUUAGGGACAGCAAUGCUUAACAUGUGGGGUGUAUUUGAUGACAAGAACUGGUAUUGGAUAGGCAUUGGAGCUCUGUUUGGUUUUGCUGUCCUCUUCAACGGUCUUUUCACACUUGCACUUUCUUAUCUAGACCCACUUGGGAAGCCACAAGCUAUACUCCCAAAAGAAGAAGAUGAAUCCAAGAGUGAGUAUUACUUUGUUUAUACAAUAACUUAUAUGAGAAAAACAGAAAAAAGAAAGAAAGUUAAUACUAAUGUAUAUUGCAAAACAGAGGAGAUUCCAAUGGAGAAUGUGAACACCAAGAAAGGAAUGGUUCUUCCUUUCACUCCACUAGCUCUGUCCUUCGACGAUGUUAAAUACUUUGUUGACAUGCCUGUGGAGAUGAGGGACCAAGGAGUUCAAGAAACAAGACUGCAACUACUAAAAGGAGUAACAAGCACGUUUAGGCCAGGAGUGUUGACCGCAUUGAUGGGUGUGAGUGGUGCGGGUAAGACAACCUUGAUGGACGUUUUAGCCGGGAGAAAAACAGGAGGAUACAUAGAAGGAGACAUAAGAGUGUCUGGUUUCCCCAAGAAACAAGAGACAUUUGCUAGAAUCUCUGGUUACUGUGAACAAACAGAUAUUCAUUCUCCACAAAUUACUGUAAGAGAAUCACUUAUCUUCUCUGCUUUCCUUCGCCUUGCUAAGGAAGUAAGCAAAGAGGAGAAAAUGAUGUUUGUUGAACAAGUGAUGGAACUGGUUGAGUUGGUGGACUUAAGAGACGCCAUUGUGGGUAUACCAGGUGUCACAGGACUUUCCACUGAACAGAGAAAGAGGCUAACGAUAGCCGUUGAACUAGUGGCCAACCCUUCAAUCAUCUUCAUGGACGAGCCUACUUCAGGGUUGGAUGCUAGAGCAGCUGCCAUUGUGAUGAGGGCUGUGAGGAACACUGUGGACACAGGGAGAACUGUGGUCUGCACCAUCCACCAACCUAGCAUUGAUAUUUUCGAGGCGUUUGAUGAGUUACUACUAAUGAAGAGAGGAGGACAAGUGAUAUACUCUGGUCCCUUAGGCAGAGACUCUCACAAGAUCGUUGAGUACUUUGAAGCCAUUCCUGGAGUACCAAAGAUUCCUGAAAAGUACAAUCCAGCCACGUGGAUGCUUGAAGCUAGCUCCCUUGCUGCAGAGUUGAAGCUUGGAGUUGACUUUGCUGAGCUCUACAAGUCUUCUUCUCUAUGCCAGAGAAACAAGCAGCUGGUACAAGAACUAAGCGUGCCUCCACAAGGAGCAUCUGAUCUCUACUUUGCCACACAGUUCUCACAGGACACAUGGGGGCAAUACAAAUCAUGUCUAUGGAAGCAGUGGUGGACUUACUGGAGAUCACCUGACUACAACGUUGUCCGGUUCAUCUUCACCUUGGCAACAGCUCUUAUGAUCGGUUCUGUCUUUUGGCAAAUAGGAGGUAAGAGAUCAAACGUACAAGACCUGACCAUGGUGUUAGGAGCAAUCUAUUCAGCAGUUAUAUUCAUUGGAGUAAACAACUGCUCCACGGUGCAACCACUGGUGGCAGUGGAACGGACCGUGUUCUACAGAGAGAAAGCAGCUGGGAUGUACUCAGCUAUACCCUAUGCUAUCUCCCAAGUGACAUGCGAGUUACCUUAUGUCUUCAUCCAGACUACAUACUAUUCACUUAUCGUCUACGGAAUGGUUGGAUUCGAGUGGAAAGCUUCCAAGUUCUUGUGGUUCCUCUUCAUCAACUACUCUUCUUUCCUCUACUGGACUUACUAUGGCAUGAUGACUGUCUCCCUCACACCUAACCAACAAGUUGCUUCCAUCUUUGCAUCAGCCUUUUAUGGUAUCUUUAAUCUCUUCUCUGGCUUCUUUAUCCCAAGACCUAAAAUCCCAAAGUGGUGGAUAUGGUACUACUGGAUCUGUCCUGUCGCUUGGACCAUAUACGGUUUGAUCACCUCUCAGUAUGGUGACGUUGAGACUCCCAUCGCUUUCCCUGGUGGUCCUCCUAACCUCACUGUGAAACAGUACCUAAAGGACCAAUAUGGUUUUGAGUCAAGCUUCAUGGGACCUGUUGCAGCUGUCCUUGUUAUCUUCCCUGUCUUCUUUGCUUUUGUCUUCGCCUUCUGCAUCAAGACUCUCAACUUCCAGACUAGAUAGAAACCCUGCUCUCUGUUUUAUUUUUGGUGUGAAAUAUUUGUUGCAAUAAAACUUUUUAUUCCCUUCUUUUAUUAUUUGUGAUAUACUGAAAUUUGUGAUAAUAUAAGUAUAUUGUAAUUACCACAUGAGUUGUUCUCUAGUUUUUAUAUACCUCUUAAAACAAAAACAAGUGUAACUA